UAUGUCCUCUUCUCCAUCGUCGUUCCCUCCUGACGGAUGAAUUUCUGCGAGCCUCCAUCCCUAGAGGGGGUAGCUCUGUAAAAUUGGCAGGAGACGUCUGGAAGAAAGCAAGUCCCCCAGCGAUUUCAGCACCUAGGCAGAAACGGCUGGGCUUUCCCACUGCCAGCCCCGGGGUGGCUGGCACCAAGAGGCCUGGACUAAACGAGGUGCGGGGCCGGCGAGGUUGAGGUCCGGUAACUCUCCAGGCACUCUUUGCGCGGAUCCUGGGGGGCCCGGGGCCCAGGGCCAGCUCCGCCACUGCGCCCCGCCCAGCUCUGUCCCCGCAGCCUCGCGGGCUGCUGGGCUUUGUGGUUCGCCCGUGCGGCUGGGCCCCAGCUGGGGGUGUCGUUACGAGCAUGUGCAGACAGCAGCCCAAGGUAGAGCAAGCGUGCCGGGCGAGCCCUGAGACUUGCCUUGCAAUGCCAUGUUUGUGUGUGUGCUCUAACUCCCGGAGAGCAAUCAGGGAGACGGCUCCCCCGCCGGACUUGGCUGAUGUUUUCUUGUUUCUGUUUCAGCCUUCAGGAUAAUUCCUUCAGCAGCACCGCUGUAACAGAGUGUGACGAAGACACAGUCUCCCUACAUGAAGAUCAGACUGAUUGCUCCAGUCUCAGAGAUGAAGACAAUAAAGAAAAUUACCCCGAAGCCGGGGCUCUCCUAGAGGAGCCCGCACCACCCUCUCGGGAGCCACAGCAGCAUGUAGAGCAGACCUUGCUGGUGGACGGCGUGCUGCGACCCAACAUGGGCAACUUCAAGUCCCGGAAGCCCAAGAUCCUGCUCAAGGCAGAGAGCGGGAGGAGCCACGGAGAAAGUCAGGAGACAGAGCACGUGGUACCCAGCCAACCAGAGUGUCGGGGGAGAACAGGAACUAAAGACCACGAGAGUCCACAAAAUCACCUUUUCAGGUGCCAAGAAACAGUGCGAGUUCAACAAAGAAUCGACCAGAGGGCUACCAUUUGGUCAAAGGACACUUUUGAGACUCGGCAAGAGUUAAAUGAGGAAGAAGCUGCUCAGGUGCAUGGACUCAAGGACCCAGACCCAGUGUCGACCCAGAGUGUGCUUGCAGAAGGCGCAGAUGUUGCAGACCCUGCACCAGCCCACAAAGAUGGGCAGAAUGAAGCAGACAGUGCACCAGAAGACCUCCAGUCUGUUGGGACUAGCAGGCUUCUCUAUCACAUCACUGACGGUGAUAACCCACUACUGUCACCACGAUGCUCCAUCUUCAGCCAAAGCCAGAGAUUCAACUUAGACCCUGAAUCAGCCCCUUCUCCACCCAGCACUCAGCCGUUUAUGAUGCCACGAAGUUCUUCACGGUGUGGCUGUGGUGAUGGCAAGGAGCCACAGACCAUUACCCAGCUCACCAAGCACAUCCAGAGCCUCAAGCGAAAAAUUAGGAAAUUUGAAGAAAAAUUUGAACAAGAAAAGAAAUACCGGCCUUCACAUGGUGACAAGACUUCUAAUCCUGAAGUCCUGAAAUGGAUGAAUGAUUUGGCUAAAGGUCGUAAACAACUUAAAGAACUAAAGCUGAAAUUGUCAGAAGAACAAGGGAGUGCUCCCAAAGACCUACCUAGAAACCUGUCCUGUGAGCAACCUGCAGUCCCCAGAGAGAAUGGGAAGCCAGAAGCUGUGGGCCCUGAGCCAAGUUCCUCUGGAGAGGACACUCCUGAUACUGUGCUGACAUGCCUAAAGGAGAAGACAGAGCAACUUCCUGCUCAGGAGGAUUCUAAGGUAGCUAAGCAAGACAAGAACCUCAUAAAGCCUCUUUAUGACCGAUACAGAAUUAUCAAGCAAAUCUUGUCAACACCUUCCCUUAUUCCAACAAUUCAGGAGGAAGAAGACUCUGAUGAAGACUGUCCACAGGGAAGCCAGCAACCUUCUCUGCCAGAUCCAGCAUCUCACCUGCCUAUUGGCGACCACCUCACCUUCUCUAAUGAGACGGAACCUAUUAGGGUCCUGCUGUCAGAUGAAAAAAAAGAAACCAAACAACCAGCCCUAUCCAUGUCCAAUUUACAUGAGGCCACUAUGCCUGUACUUCUUGACCAUCUCCGAGAAACUAGGGCUGACAAGAAGAGACUUCGGAAAGCCUUAAGAGAAUUUGAAGAACACUUUUUUAAACAAACAGGAAGAAGUCCACAAAAGGAAGAUAGGAUACCGAUGGCAGAUGAGUACUAUGAAUACAAGCACAUAAAAGCCAAACUGAGACUAUUAGAGGUCCUCAUCAGCAAGCAAGAUGUGGCCAAAACCAUCUGAGGUUCAGGAAAUAUUUGUGCUCACUUUCAACCAGGAUAAGGCCAAGUUUCUUUACCUCUGACAUUCUUGCUAAGUAGUUUUGACAUACUGAGAAUCAAAGCACUUUAGUGGUAGUAUUAGCUGUUUUUAAGAAGGGAUGGCAAAUGUAAUUAUAAAUGAGGAUGGAAGAGUUAAAUGGGGGAAAUAUACUAACAAUAUAAUUGGAAAAAUUGCUCCAUGCCAAGGAGAAAACACAUGGUCAGUAUAAUUAUUUCAAAAAACAUCUUAAUAUUUUAUCAAAUCUAAAUAAUACUUGUUCAGUGGGCCACUUUUUAGGAAAAGUCUAUUUUGUGUCCAAAACCUGCUUAUGUUAAAGUGUGGAAAAGAGCAUGAUUUUUAAAAAAUCAAUAAGGAGGAAAAGAAACUUUUCUUUUUAUGUAGGAAGCAAUAUGGCUAGUAAGAAUUUAAUAUAUUUAAAACUUCUAAUAGAUUUUUAAGUGAUAAAAAAAAUCUACCUUGUCCCUUAAGUCUGCUAGGCUAUCAGUAAAGCAUACUAGAAUGUGUCACUGCUAAUUUUUUAUUUCUAUAUAAAAAUAGCAGAUUUUACCAGUUAUUUGAGAUUUUACAUUUCUGGUUACCAAAGUUCAUUCUGAUAGCAUGUACUUUGUGAAUUAACUUUGUCUAUAAUGACAGAUGUUUAUAUUAAAGUAAACUAUUGUAUUAAAAUUUAAAAAUAGGUUAUUUUGGGAUAGAUUCGUGGUCUGCAGUAUAUAAUUCUAAUGUGAUCAUAGUUAUGAUUGCUAAUCUUUUUGUUUACUAUAAGAGUAUAUAACUAUUUUUCCAUUGGGAAUAUGCAUUUUUCUUAAUGUUCCAAAGUCUGUACUUUGUAUAGUCACAAAGCUUUCUCAUGAGUUGUAGGUAUUCUUCAUCUUGCACAAAAUUUGCAAAUUUCUGACACCUUGGAAAAGAAAGCUAAAUAUUUUAUUUGCUUCAUCAACUUUAGUGCAUAUAGUUUUGUGUUAUUUUGUACUAAAACAUGCGUUUAUUAUUUUGCCUUUGUAAAAAUAAGAGGUCAACAUUUUCUCUCUUGUAACAACCAUGUUUGUAUUUCUGUUUUCUGUAAUGUUUAAGCAUGAUGUUGAACAAAUUCACAUUUUCAUAUAGUUUGGGUGGGAAGAAUAUUGACUUUCAGAAGUAGAGUAUUUCAGAGGCUUAUUGUUUUCUCUGUAUUUACCUGGUAUUUUAUAACUUUUAUGAAUCAGAAUGAUGUCCUUCACAAAUUUGUUUAAUUGAAGUCAUCUACUUGUAACAGGACAGAUACACAACUAUUUGAAGUUUACAAACUACAUCUUUGAUAAGGGAAAUGGUUUCAUGACAUGUAUACAAUUGCUAUUAAAAUGUAACUCUAUAUAUUCUAUAUGAUUGUAAAUAUUUUAUACAACAAUACAAAUAAAAUAUUUUUCUAUUAUAUUUAUUAUGUUGAAACACAAUAGUUGUUUCCUGUUAGCUAAUAUAAAUAACAUAAAUAACACUGUCAAACAACAAGUUGGAAGUGUUGACAAUUCUAGGCUUCAAGAUUUAACUCAUGCUGCAAUUACACCCUUUCAUGCGGUUUGGAGUUAUCCCAAUAUUUGUUCAGUAGAUUAAAAUGAAUGCAUAUUUAAA
Panthera uncia (snow leopard) is the source of this 3930-nucleotide messenger RNA. It is a transcript of the gene FAM13C, whose product is annotated as family with sequence similarity 13 member C. Bases 532 to 2286 code for a protein of 584 amino acids. The transcript has 14 exons. The record is from RefSeq and is a predicted model, not a curated record. Lineage: Eukaryota; Metazoa; Chordata; Mammalia; Carnivora; Felidae.